AUGGCCGACAACUUCGCUCCCCCGGCCGGUCCCCCGCCUCCCAAGGCCCCCGAGGUCCCUCCCGGCUGGACCGCCCGCUGGAACGACCAGUACAAAGAAUGGUUCUACGUCAACCUCCACACAAAACAGUCCCAAUGGGAAAAGCCCACAGAACCGGCACUCCCGCCUCCCCCUCCCCCCGGUGAUCACGACCACCCGGGCGGUCCCCCUCCCGGCUACGCACCGAGGCCAGGCGACCAGCCGCCCCCCGUCGUCGACGCCAAGCCGAACCCCUACGAGAACCACAGCGCGACCCCGCAACCCGGCGCCGGCGGCCCCUCCAACGCCAUGAGCGAAGACGAGCGCCUCGCCCGCCAGCUCCAGGCCGAAGAGGACCAGCGCAACCGCGGCUCUCACUCCCCCAUGCCCCCCGGCUACAACCUCCAACAGCAGCAGCACCAGCAGUCCCAGAGCCCCUUCCCGGAACAGCUUCCUCCCCGCGUUCAGGAGCGUGGCAAGAGCGGCGGCGGCUUCCUCGGCAAGCUGCUCGGCAAGGCGAAGACCGGCGGCAGCGGCGGUUACCCGCAACAGCAGCAGCAGUACGGAGGUUACCCGCCACAGCAACAGUACGGCGGAUACCCGCAACAACCGCAGUACGGCGGCUACCCCCAGCAGGGCUACCCGCCGCAGCAAGGGUACUACCCACCUCAGCAGCCCGGCUACGGAGGAGGCUACGGCGGGUACCCGCAGCAGGGAGGCUACGGCCGCGGCGGUGGCAUGAUGGCCGGGGGUGGUAGGAAACCCGGCGGCGGAGGCAUGGGCAUGGCGGGCGGCCUGGCGCUCGGUGCCGGUGCCGGUCUGCUCGGUGGUGCGCUCAUUGCGGAUCACAUCAACGAUGAGCAGCACGAGGCGUAUGCCGAAGGAUACAAUGACGGAAAUAACAACGACGACUUUGGCGGUGGUGAUGACUUUGGUGGCGACGAUUUCGGCGGCGACUUCUGA
Molecule: messenger RNA, 981 nt
Organism: Colletotrichum karsti
Lineage: Eukaryota; Fungi; Ascomycota; Sordariomycetes; Glomerellales; Glomerellaceae
Exons: 3
Coding region: 1-981 (326 amino acids)
Molecular function (GO): protein binding
Source: RefSeq, a predicted model, not a curated record